AUGCGCAUCCGAGAACGUGCCAAGAAGCAGAAACCAGAGCCGUUAUCAUCAUUAGUCCCUUCACUAUCACUCGAUACUGCGCUUCGUGCUAUUAUCCCUUCCAAGAAAGUUGCCAGCGCUCUGCUGGAUGCCUACUUUGAGAACUUCGAGAAGAUACACCGUGUGAUCCAUAUUCCAUCUUUCAAAGAGGAGUUCGAAGCCUCUUGGCGCUCCCAAGGGUCAUUGAGCCUUUCCUGGGUCGCAAAUUUAGUCAUCAUUCUUCGCCUCGGGCUGCUCGCGCACCCCAAUCCUGAAAGUAUUUCAGAAGAUGCCUCUCCAGAAUGGCUUCCAUAUAUAGAAUCUCAGGGUUUACAGCUGGCCGAGCUGUUCUCACACUGCAGAUCAUCAGAGGGCCGACCGUCCCUUGAUCAUGUUCAAACACAAUGCUUGCUUGUCGUGGCUCGUAUCACUGAUGGGUCAAAGGCAACAGUUGCCUGGAAGCUAGCGGGACAACUGAUACAAACCUGCCUUAUCAUGGGGUUUCAUCGGGAGUCAGAAUUGGUCGGCGGGCAUAUGUCCAUCUUUGACGCCGAGAUGCGCAGGAGAUUGUGGACAACAGCCCUAGAGUUGUAUCUACAUGUCUCAAGACAUGCCAGCGUGCAAGAGCCAUUUCUUCAAGCCCAAUACAAUAUACGCCGCCCAUUAGAUAUCAACGAUCGAGACCUGUCCGCUAACAUGACACGUUUAUCAACGCCUGAUGUUAAAGUGUCUGCCACCGAUAUGUCCCUCCAGCAUGCAUUAUCAGAAUCAUUAGGACUACGCCUGCGCUUGGCCAGUUCAAAGCAUAAUGACAUCGGACUAGCGGAAUUACCAGGAGAGCACUGCGCAUCCUGUGGUCUACGCAAUCGACUUCUUUCAAAAGCCCCAUACGGACUAUCAAAUGGUCAAUUCUUUGAUCAAGGCACUUAUGAUCAGCGUCAGCACGCUAUGGCAUGUCUCACUCACCAAAGCGCAUUUCUUCAUUACAAAUUAACAGACCUUUUCAAAUCAGACCUUCAUCCUAAGGAACAGGUUCUGGACACUUGUCGCUCAAUUCUCAGCCUCUACCAGCACCCGGACCUCUCUCCAGUACAGCGAUUCAUUCUUGGGCGCUGGUAUCGAAAUGACAUCCUGACCUCUGUUAUUUGCUUAUGCUUGACGUUGAAGGUGGCUCAGCCCGAUGACCCUGACACAUGUGUCAUACCACCGACUCGAGACCUUUGCCUGGUGCAGCAAUAUUCUAAAUUAGUCGAAGAUACCCUUCAUAUCCUCUCAAUGAGACGGGAACAAAACCAAAAUGAGAUGGAGGAGCAUGUACUUCUUGUACUGCUGUUUGCUAUCGUGAAAUCAAAGGGAGUAGAAACAGUUAUUCCAGGUCAAUUACAAGAGUGUUUGAGAAGGUUUGGGCUUCCGGUCUCGCCACCACCCUGUAAUAAUACUUUGGAAGGAACAAGCCAUAGCCUGGCUUCGGGGCCAAACGUGGAGACAUUUGCGCCGACGCCCAAAAGCUUCUCGUCUGCGGACAUGGACAUGGUCUUCGAUAUUGAUUUAUUCAUGUCCGAAUUCGCUCUGGACAUUCCAUUCUAA
This is a messenger RNA of Aspergillus pseudonomiae, 1605 nucleotides long. Its product is annotated as fungal specific transcription factor domain-containing protein. Lineage: Eukaryota; Fungi; Ascomycota; Eurotiomycetes; Eurotiales; Aspergillaceae. Gene Ontology annotation, molecular function: zinc ion binding; DNA-binding transcription activator activity, RNA polymerase II-specific; RNA polymerase II cis-regulatory region sequence-specific DNA binding. Gene Ontology annotation, cellular component: nucleus. Gene Ontology annotation, biological process: DNA-templated transcription; regulation of transcription by RNA polymerase II. The record is from RefSeq and is a predicted model, not a curated record. The transcript is spliced from 4 exons. Bases 1 to 1605 code for a protein of 534 amino acids.